ACAACUACACACAGAGAUAGCUAUCUAGCUAGCUUCUGUGAUUAUAUGUAUAAAUCAAACAAGAACUAAAAAUUCCAAUCACACCCCAACACCCAUUCACCUCAAGAUAUUCUGCUAAACAAACCUCCAAGAACUAUAUAUUUUCAUGGAUUAAAGUUCCAACCCGAAAAUAUUAUGAUGUCGGAUUGGAUGGAGAAUUCAUGUGUCGGUAACCUCAACACCAUGGCAAAGAAGAAGAAAAUCAAGAACAAGAGAAGAUUCAGUGAUGAACAGAUUCGAUCUUUGGAGGUCAUGUUCGAGUCCGAGUCCAAAUUGGAGCCAAAAAAGAAAGCGCAGCUUGCAAAUGAAUUGGGAUUGCAGCCCCGACAGGUUGCGAUAUGGUUUCAGAACAAGAGAGCUCGGUGGAAGUCCAAGCACAUGGAGAAAGAAUACGCCAUAUUGUUGGCUAACUACAACAACUUGGCUUCCCAGGUUGAAGCUUUGAAGGAACAGAACCAAUCAUUGCUUAUCAAGUUGCAGAAGCUAAAGAAUGAGAUGAUGGGGAAGUCCGAGGGUCAAAUUCAAGAAAUAGCCCGGAAGGGGAUUACUGAUGAUGAUGGAGAAUCAGAUCAUACUAAGAUCCAAUUAUCUGAAGUGACAAAUGUAGGUACCAGAUCUCUGGAGGAGAUACUUUCAGAUGAUGAUAGCAGCAUAAGGCCAGUACUGUUUGGUCUGGAUGAAGAAAAUGAGUUGCUGAAAUUGGUGGAACCUGCAGCUGCUGAUAGCUCACUGACAUCAGCUGAAGAUUGGGGAAGUCUUGAUUCUGAUGAUCUGAUAAAUCAGCCAACUGAUCAUGAUUGUUAUCAGUGGUGGGAUUUCUGGUCGUGAAUAAAUAUGGCAUUAGGAAGAUUUUGUAUUGGAAUAAGAUUGGUCGAUUAAUUCCCUCUAUUGAUGUAUAUGAAUGGAAAUGGGCUUUCAUGGGAUUUUCAGUAAUUGUCAAGCGCAUGCAUUUCAGCAUCGGCUGAAAGUUGUACUGGAGCACGGAGGGGAGGAUUACGCCUGAGCCAUGGCAGGGUCACAUUCACUGGGUACUGAUGAUGUACAUGUAAUUAAAGAAAAUUCGAUUAGGAUUGCCAUCUCCAUGCAUGAUGAACUCAUGAGCCGAAAUAUAUAUUAAUGGAACUAUUUCCCAUUUCA
Sesamum indicum (sesame) is the source of this 1176-nucleotide messenger RNA. It is a transcript of the gene HB-12, whose product is annotated as homeobox 12. The record is from RefSeq and is a predicted model, not a curated record. Gene Ontology annotation, molecular function: sequence-specific DNA binding; DNA-binding transcription factor activity, RNA polymerase II-specific. Gene Ontology annotation, biological process: positive regulation of DNA-templated transcription. Gene Ontology annotation, cellular component: nucleus. Lineage: Eukaryota; Viridiplantae; Streptophyta; Magnoliopsida; Lamiales; Pedaliaceae.